CUGCUAUGUUUUAUUCACACGAUAUCUUGACACGGAAGUCAAACGGCUUAAGCACAGCUUGGCUCGUUGCGACUCUUGGGGCAAAGUCGUCCUUGAAACGCGUUUACAAGAAGGACAUUCUCGGCGUAUCGAUUCCCGAUGCUUGCGAUGUGGUGAUGCAUCCGCCGCAGCCCUUGGCUCUUCGUCUCAGCGCGAGCUUGCUGUACGGGCUCAUCCAUAUUUAUGCUCAAAAGUCUGGGUUUCUCUUUGAUGACGUUUCGACGGCCUAUACCAAGAUCACACGCGCGAUUCUAGACGUCCACCAAAACGAAGCUCGUCUGGCGAACGACCUACAUCAUACGAAAGCGAGUCGACCUGAUCAGUUGGUAUUACAGGACGACCCUGCGUUUUCCAUUGAUUUUGGAUUUCUUGGAAAUGAUUUUCUAGCAGCCUCUCAAGAUACUUUCCCGGAAGAUCUGGGAAUCACUCAGGAUUAUAACCACCAAGCCGACAGAAACUUCAUUGGGGCAUAUAACAUAGAUCCCUCAUCCGACCUGCCCGACGACGCUUCCUUUUCUUCAAACCCUACGUCGGCCUACAUGUCCCAAUCUGGUGUUCUCUCCUCCGACCCUUUCGAGAUGCCCGGGUUUGAUGACGAUCUCGGCCAAGUAUCGUUUGAGUUCUCACAUAACGGGAAUGUCAUAGAUUUUGACUAUGACGACAACGGCAUCGGUGGUGGCGGCAGUGGAGCAGGUGGAGCAGCGCAGAGCAGCGGGCAGCGAGCGUAUAGGGAGAUGGUGUUUAACGAUGACGAUUCCUUUGAUCAUGUUCAACCUAUCGAUCCGAAGCUCGCGAGUAUCGUGUUUGAUUACGACGCUAACAUGUAUCCGACGAUUCCAGAGAUAGACGAUAGUAUUCCGCUAGUCUUAUCAUCCACACCUGCUAUCGACAAUGUUGACGAAGAUCCUGCCAUAAAAUCAAAAUACCCAAAGAAACGGAAAGCGCCGUCUUUGCCUACAGUUGAUGAGGUUACCGAGCUCUCAAAUGAUAUACUGCGCAGCUCGCGAGACGAGUAUACGCACCUAAUGGCGACUGAGACUGAGUCUGCGAGAGCAAAAAGAGUCAGGCGCUACGUGAUGAAGAAUUCAGCUCCAUAUUUUGUAUUUGGAGGGGAUUUGAUUGGCGAUCUGUACUCUGACAUCAGCCUCGCUUAUCCGUCAGUACUUCCGGGAGGGAAAAGUCUGUCGCCUCCGUCUGUGGCCGAUGGAGAUAUUGAUACUGAUUUCGACGACAAUGAUUACGAAAAUGCACUCGGAGAUGUUCCGCAAGGGGGGAAUAUCAACAGUCUUCCGAUCGACUUUGACGGUGAUGUUGAGGACCCAAGACAAUUGUCCACCGAACUGCCGUACAUGCAGUCCUCCUCGCUCCUGCCCUGGAAUAUCUCGGUGAACAGUAACAAUAACAACUCGAUGAUCUCAACUGCAUCUGCCUCGCAUCAGCACAGCUUAGCGCUCCACUCAUCGACCGAUAAUCUUUUCUUCACGAAUCGGCAAAGAAGAAGCUCUAGUAGCGGACUUCUCAGGAAUAGCGGUGGCCAACGCAAACGAUCGACUCUUAUUCCGUCAGAUCUGGAUAGCCAUGCGGAAGAUGCUGAGUAUUUUUCAGACUCUGAUGGUAUUACCUUGCGUUUCUUUUUGAUAAUCUUGAGUCACUCCCUCCUACAGAACAUCUACUCCGUCUCGAAGAUCGUAAUUUCUACGAGAGUCAAAAGUCUCGAGUUCUCCGCCAUACUUUCGCAGCAGGAGAACUCUCAAUCGGUGGCUUCUCAAGGAUUUCUCCAUGUACUGACCUUAGCCAGCGUAGGCGCCUUAUCGGCGGAGCAAUCUGGCCCCGGCUCUGUAACUGUAUCGGUUGCAGAUUUGCUGGAUUCUCUUGAUCUGUCGCCUGUUACUUGUUUGCUUAACCUCUGA
This is a messenger RNA of Myxozyma melibiosi, 1949 nucleotides long. Its product is annotated as Rec8 like protein-domain-containing protein. The coding region runs from base 6 to 1949 and encodes 647 amino acids. Gene Ontology annotation, biological process: mitotic sister chromatid cohesion. Lineage: Eukaryota; Fungi; Ascomycota; Lipomycetes; Lipomycetales; Lipomycetaceae. Gene Ontology annotation, molecular function: protein binding; chromatin binding. Gene Ontology annotation, cellular component: mitotic cohesin complex. The transcript has 10 exons. The record is from RefSeq and is a predicted model, not a curated record.